Psylliodes chrysocephalus is the source of this 993-nucleotide messenger RNA. The record is from the annotation of a GenBank genome assembly. Lineage: Eukaryota; Metazoa; Arthropoda; Insecta; Coleoptera; Chrysomelidae.
AUGGAUCUUAGGGACGGAAAAAAGACAGGUGCUGGAGAGGAUAUGGAGGAGAAAAAAGAGACAAUUGAGGAGAUACCAGAGAAUGAAAAAAUGAUGAGUAUGUUUGCUAUGAUAAUGAGUAGGAUGGAGGAAAGUAGGGAGGAAAAUAGACAAAUGAGGGAGGAAAAUAGAGAGAUGAUGGAAAAAAAUGGGGCUAUGAUGAAUAGGUUAGAGGAAAAUAUGGAGAAAAAGAUGGAGAAAAAUAGGAAAAUGUUAGAGAAAAAGAUGGAGGAAGGCAUAGUUAGGUUUGAAGGAAAGGUAGAUAGGUUAGUGGAAAAAGUUGGUAAUAUCGGUAGAAGGUUAGAUAGUACUAAGGUUGAGCUAAGCCAAGAGAUGGAAUUUUUAAAAGUAGAAACAGAUAAAAAGUUGGAACAGAAUAAGGAAGUGAUUAGAGAAGAGGUAAUUGGUAGAAUAAAUGAGAUAGAGAAGGUACAGGAUGAUAAGAUUAGGAGAUUCGUGGGAAGGGAUGUUAAUGAUAAUUUCGUUAAGGUACAGGAAGCAGUGGCCUUGGUGGAUAAAAGAUCGGAAGAAAGAGAUGAGGCAAUAGAAGAUAGGAUUCGAGGGAUAGAAAAUAUAGGUGUAGUAAAAAGUAUAGGUGUUUUUCAAGGGGGAAGGAUAGAGAAUAGGUUUGAUGGGAGUAUACGGAAAAUUCACUCUGAGGUGUUUGUGAACAUCUUAAGAAAUAGAACAGCAAAUAUUAAUUGUGUUGAGGAAAUGAAGGAGUAUAUCAGGGAAGCAUUUGAUAAAGAUGUGUUGUUAUGGUUUUCUAGUAGGGAGAGGGAAUUUGUAUCAUACGAGGACUUUGAAAAGAGUUUUUUAGAUUGUUACUGGGGGGAAAUUAAGGAAUCGCUUCGUAAUGCCAAAGAAACUGUCUCAGGAAGAAACACUGCUGAGAAAACAGAAGAGCGCGAACGCUACAAAAAAAUUAAGGAAAACCCUUUGCUUUACGAAUAA